UUAAUUUGUUACUACUAAACAACAUGGUUACGAAGCUUCUUCUUGUUUUGUUUCUGAGUGGCCUAGUUUUCUGCGCCACCAAUGCGGGCAUGCUUGCCGAUGAAUCCGAGGCUUCUUACAAUGAUGAGAAGUUCCUUGGUGGUGGCUCGGGUGGCGGGUUUGGCGGAGGUGGAGGCUCGGGUGGAGGAUUUGGUGGAGGUUCGGGAGGAGGAGGAGGCCUUGGCGGAGGUGGAGGCUCGGGUGGAGGAUUUGGUGGAGGUUCGGGAGGAGGAGGCGGUCUUGGCGGAGGUGGAGGCUCGGGUGGAGGGUUUGGCGGAGGUUCGGGUGGAGGAGGCGGUUUUGGAGGGGGUGGAGGCUCGGGUGGCGGGUUUGGUGGAGGAGGAGGCUCGGGUGGAGGGUUUGGUGGAGGUUCGGGUGGAGGAGGUGGCCUUGGCGGUGGUGGUGGUUCUGGCGGCGGUUUUGGUGGAGGUUCAGGCGGAGGAGGUGGAUUUCCAUGAAAAGCUACGUCGACCAGCAUUCCACUUAAUUACUAAAUCAUCUACUACUGUCCAAUAAAUAUAAAAGUUUGGUGUGGAAAUAUUGUCAUGCUUUUGUACGUAGUUGCAUGCCCAUGAGGAAGUGCUAUAAGAAAUAGGCAAUGUUUUACAAAUCAAA
This is a messenger RNA of Salvia hispanica, 654 nucleotides long. The record is from RefSeq and is a predicted model, not a curated record. Lineage: Eukaryota; Viridiplantae; Streptophyta; Magnoliopsida; Lamiales; Lamiaceae.